AUGGGAUGGAAGGCAAUUGAGCUGGAAGAGUACGAGAGUUCCGCGCCUGCCGUACAGGCGCAUUUCCACGCCGUCCGGGCCGAAGAAGCGCUGCGAAAAGACGACUAUGGCCAGGCCGAGAAAGAAGGUCACUUGGCCAGUAAAAAGUUCCUCGAAGCAGCUCAACGCGUCUCGGACAAGCGCACGAUCGACGCUCUCGUGAUGUUGGCUGAAAAUUACGAGUACCGGGCGAAGGUCGCGCGUGCGAGGAACCCGGAUCCAGUGGAGAUGCGAGCGGAGACGAAAGAAGUGACCACGAGAGAGAUGUGUCCAGAUCGUCUCGCUCGUCUUCGCUAUGCAGCAUGUCAGGAGACGGUGCAGACUACAUCUGGAGAUCUGGGGGAUCCAGAAGAAGGGCACAAGGUCGAGACGCAGCUGCACGUGGCAGCAGCAGAGAUGGAGGAGCUCUGGAGACGGCUGAAUGAGAUUGGGCUGUCUUGUCCUGGAUCGGCAGACAAGAACUUGCUUAUGUCGUCACGACAUUUGUCGUCAUCGUUGGGGGAUUCGUUUUGUUUGCUGCCUGCGAAAACAAGGAGCACGAUUGGAGUAGUAGCGACUGCAGUGAAUGGAGGCUCGACGUUGCGAGCUGCUGUGGCGUCUAGGAUGAGAAAUCAGCGUCAACGACUAAUGGAGCAGCAACUGGGUGGACGUGGUCCGUCAGAUCCGCGGCGAUCGGGUGAUGCGCCGAUGAGCGGCAACGGGUUGGCGUCAUAUGUAAAGGAAGACAAAGAACGGUCCGUUGGUAGCGGAAACGAGUCGGCUUGCAGGCAAGAAGAAUUGGAUGGACUGCAAGACAAGGUUGCUCACCAGAAGAUGGAGAUUGCUCGACUGCUCAACACCGUAAAGACUCUUAGUAGCGAGAACUCCAAGCUCGUGAAUAAAUGCGAAGCGUUGACGAAUAUACAAGCGGAGAACCGUGAGAUUCGUGAGUCUAUGGAUCGUUUCAAGAAGGACUACAAUCAGAAGUUGGUGAUGAUCAAGAGGGCGCUAGAGGAAUGGAGACGUCAGCGAAAUUGUGCUGUCCAGACCUCUCCACAGCCGAUGAGUGCAGGAGGGGUUGAUUCUGUCUUGAGUGAUAAAGUGAAGGCACAGGAGGAACAGAUCACGAAACUGAUGCAAGAGAUGAAAGAGAAGGAUGAUCGCAUCGCCAAGUAUGACAAGUGGUACCAGACGCUGAAAGCAGGUGCGAAAGCAAAGCAGCUCAGUCAGAGCCGCGAAAGCAGCAAUGAAGCGAGCAGCUUCAGCAGUUCAAACAGCUUCGUGCAAAGCGGCGGCGGAAGUCUCAGCGGACCUAGUAGUAGCCCGUACACGAGCGGCAGCAAUUUCCGCGGCCUCAGUCCAGGGUCAUCCGAGCUCGCAGGCAGCAGCAGUUCGAGCGCGCUUCACCAGUUCAGUCGUCCUCCUGCGCACCCGAACCGUCGGGCACUUUAG
This is a messenger RNA of Hyaloperonospora brassicae, 1470 nucleotides long. Lineage: Eukaryota; Oomycota; Peronosporomycetes; Peronosporales; Peronosporaceae. The record is from the annotation of a GenBank genome assembly.